AUGGUUAAGCUGAAUGAUAAGGAGAAAGUUAGUAUUGGGCGCUUCUUAAGCUUGAUUUUGCGUCACAAACCGGCAGCAGCAAACAUUACUUUGGAUAACAAUGGUUGGGCAAAUGUUGAUGAACUUCUUACUGGUGUUAGAAAAACUGGAAGGAAAUUAGAUUUAGAGGCACUGAAUCAGAUUGUAGCUGAUGACAGCAAACGACGUUUUAUUUUUAGCGAAGAUCAUAGUAAAAUACGAGCAAGUCAGGGACACUCUGUGAACGUUGAUGUUGAGCUCAAGGAGGCAGUUCCUCCUCAGUGGCUUUAUCAUGGUACUGCACGGAGAUCCUUGGAUAGUAUCAUGGAACAUGGCCUGCAAAAGCGCAGCCGUCUUUUUGUGCAUCUUUCUGCGGAUACUGUGACUGCAGAAGCGGUGGGUAAACGACAUGGCCCAGCCGUUGUGCUUCAGAUCGAUACAUCGACGAUGCACGCGGACGGUUACAAGUUUUACCUGUCGGAGAACGACGUCUGGCUUUGUGACUGUGUUCCUAAGAAAUAUAUUGUUCCUAUAUAA
Molecule: messenger RNA, 555 nt
Organism: Enterobius vermicularis (human pinworm)
Lineage: Eukaryota; Metazoa; Nematoda; Chromadorea; Rhabditida; Oxyuridae
Source: the annotation of a GenBank genome assembly